Phragmites australis (common reed) is the source of this 1275-nucleotide messenger RNA. Its product is annotated as NADH-cytochrome b5 reductase-like protein. The record is from RefSeq and is a predicted model, not a curated record. Gene Ontology annotation, molecular function: cytochrome-b5 reductase activity, acting on NAD(P)H. The transcript is spliced from 13 exons. NCBI's taxonomy places the organism in Eukaryota, Viridiplantae, Streptophyta, Magnoliopsida, Poales, Poaceae. The coding region runs from base 100 to 1035 and encodes 311 amino acids.
GCCAUCGGUAGCCGAAGCCACGCCGGUGCGUGACAGCGUGUGGAAAGCCUCCGCUCCCAUCAGAUCGGAUCGCUCGGCAAGACCUCUCAUCCCCUCGCCAUGGCGGCGCUGCUGCUGCGUAGGCUCGCCGGGAGUCACCGCGGCCGCGUGCCGCUGGCCGCCGCCGCCGCCGCCGCCUGCGGUGGAGCCGCGCUCUUCUGCGCCUCGUCGCCCCUCACCGUCGCGCACCUGGAGAAGGGCGAAGAAGCCGCCGAUAAAGUUGCACUUAACCCUGACAAGUGGUUAGAGUUCAAGCUCCAAGAGAAGGCCACAGUUAGCCACAAUUCACAGUUGUUCAGGUUUUCAUUUGACCCAUCAACUAAGCUGGGCCUUGAUGUUGCUUCAUGUCUCAUCACAAGGGCUCCUAUUGGUGAGGAAGUGGAGGGAAGAAGAAAAUUUGUUAUUCGCCCGUACACACCUAUCUCCGAUCCAGAUUCUAAAGGAUAUUUUGACCUAUUAAUCAAGGUUUAUCCUGAUGGGAAAAUGAGUCAGUAUUUUUCAAAUUUGAAGCCAGGAGAUGUUGUUGAAGUCAAAGGGCCCAUUGAAAAGCUCAGAUAUAGCCCAAAUAUGAAAAGACAAAUUGGCAUGAUUGCUGGUGGUACUGGUAUAACACCAAUGCUGCAGGUUGUCAGGGCUAUCCUCAAAAACCCUGAUGACAACACUCAGGUUUCCUUAAUUUAUGCCAAUGUGUCACCAGAUGAUAUCUUGCUGAAAAGGGAAUUAGAUAGACUUGCCAGUAGCUAUCCAAAUUUCAAGGUUUUUUAUACAGUUGAUAAACCAUCUGGUGACUGGAGGGGUGGUGUUGGUUUUGUAUCAAAAGACAUGAUUUUGAAGGGUUUGCCAGGCCCAGGGGAGGAUUCUCUGAUUCUUGUUUGUGGUCCUCCAGGAAUGAUGAAUCAUAUAUCUGGUGAUAAGGCAAAGGAUAGAUUACAGGGCGAGCUCUCUGGCCUUUUGAAAGAUUUAGGGUACACGGCGGAGAUGGUAUACAAAUUCUGAGCGAAUCAUGAAGACAGUAGAACGCUGACAUGCUUGCUGCCAUGGCAAGAAAUAAGACACCUUUUGUUAUGCCGCUGACUCUUUUUCCCUUGAAUAAUGUUCAUUGAGAACUCGAGGUUUGGUUAUGUGCCUGCAUUCCUUGUGCUUGCAUUCCAUGUGCCUGAAUAACUGGAGUCCUGCGACGUUUGGUUAUCCAACGCCGGGUGUUCUGGCCAUUUAUAACAUGUUUGAUGAGGACCA